Pediculus humanus corporis (human body louse) is the source of this 9894-nucleotide messenger RNA. RefSeq lists its product as uncharacterized. The transcript has 6 exons. NCBI's taxonomy places the organism in Eukaryota, Metazoa, Arthropoda, Insecta, Psocodea, Pediculidae. The record is from RefSeq and is a predicted model, not a curated record. Gene Ontology annotation, molecular function: microtubule binding. Bases 1 to 9894 code for a protein of 3297 amino acids. Gene Ontology annotation, biological process: microtubule anchoring. Gene Ontology annotation, cellular component: sperm flagellum; cytoskeleton; ciliary basal body.
AUGUUAUCCGUUCAGAAGCAAACAAAUUCAAAAAAACUAUCUAGUGAAAAAAAGAAUAUAACUAGUGCUACUAAGAAAACAGUUAAAAAUUCUGAAGUUUCGAGUACCAUUAAAAGUAUUGUGGGUGAAAGUAAUGGAAAAUCUUCUGUUUCAAAAGAAAUCGGAAAAAGCGUCAAUAUUAGUAAAAAAUUACAUCAAAGUGAUUUUAGGACGAUAACUAAAAGUACUGUCAAUAGGGAAUUUGCAACAUCUUCUACCAUUUCAAAAAAAGAAUCGAGCGUAAAACAAUUUGAAUCAUUCAAUUCGAAGUUGUCUCAAAGAAAAGCACAUCAAAAUUUUACACAUAAAUCUGUGGCUAUCAAUUCCAAUUCGAAAGAAAAUAUCGUUCGAAAUGCCACUAUAAAAAAUAAUAAUAUGGCGUUGAUCGAACACGGAAAUCAAGAAUCCACAAUAAGUUUAAGGAAUGAUUCUAAUAUUAUAGCGAAUAUUAAUGAAUUCCGCAGUAAUACUUCGGUUUCUUCUAGUUCCAUUAAUACAAGUGAAAAAAUAUUUAGUAAAAUUAAUAGCGUGGCAUUAACAGAAGAUGAUUUUUCUCAAGAUGAAAAUAAUAAGAAAAUUGUAGCGACUUUAUAUCACAUAGAACCGAUAAUUUCUGAACAAUCGCUAAACCAGAAUGAAUCCAUACAAGAAACUUUCACGUCUGAUAUUUCAAAAAGAGAAGUAAUUUCAAUGAAUCAGACUCAUCAAGUUUCUUCUCAUCGUGAAAAUAAUGAGCAAAUCUUUGUAGUGGACGAAGUUGAUGACGUAAGAUUUUUUGAGGAUCGUCAACAAAAUUUAUUUUCAAAAUCUACGAAUGAAGUAACUGCAGUUUCAGAAAAAUCUAAAACCUACCUUAGGUUUGAUUCAAAAGAGUCCGAAACUCAAUCAUCAAGUAAAUCAAAAAAUAUAUCAUCCUCAAAAUUAAUUGAUUCCAAAACGUUUCAUACAGGAUCUAUCAAGGAGCAAUGCAUUUGCGAAAUAUGUACUUGCGGACGACAUAGAUGUACUCACAAAUUAGAAACUAUAGAGUCUCCGUUUAAGGUUGAUGAAAAUUCUCCUAAAAUAUUAUUGUCAUCUCAUCAGGAGGACUACAAAGCUUAUAAUGAAAACGAACUUCAAAGUAUAAGGCAAAAUUCUCAAAAAAUUAAUUCAGAAUUGGGAUUCUAUCAAAAAACCGAAAAAUCGGAUAAAUCAAUUCAACAGGAAGCGAAUACUGACGAUUUCAUCAUACGUUCAGAAUUCCACGAAGACUACAAAACAACAAAAAGUCAAAAAUCAAAAACUAUCUACAAAGAAGAUAAUUUAAAAAUUGAAGGAGAAUUAACAGAAAAAGUCAAUGUAGAAUUCGAACAAGCCGAAAGGCCACUACCAAUAAAACACAAAGACAAUUUACAUACCGAAGGAGACUUCUAUGGAACUACUUCAUCCAGAAAUGAUUUCACAUUUGAAAAAGUAGAACGAGUCGCAACCAUUAGACGUGAGGAUAAUUUAAGAGUAGAAGGCGAAUUUACAAAACGAGUAAAUGAGGAAUUUAUUAGAGGUGAGCGACCAUUACCCAUUAAACACGAAGAUAACUUAUAUCCCGAAGGAGAAUUCGAAAAACGCCUGAAACAAGAAUUCGUUCCUGCUGAAAGACCGAAACAGAAGAAACCCGAAGACAAUUUGUUCCCAGAAGGAGAAUUCGAACGUCGACCAAAAGAUGAAUUCGUACCAGCUGAACGACCGAAACAGAAGAAACCUAAAGAUAAUUUACAUCCCGAGGGAGAAUUCGAACGUCGUCCUAAAGACGAAUUCGUACCUGCUGAACGACCGAAACAAAAGAAACCCGAAGACAAUUUGUUCCCAGAAGGAGAAUUCGAACGUCGUCCUAAAGACAAAUUCGUACCUGCUGAACGACCGAAACAAAAGAAACCCGAAGACAACUUGUUCCCAGAAGGAGAAUUCGAACGUCGUCCAAAAGACGAAUUCGUACCAGCUGAACGACCGAAACAGAAGAAACCAAAAGAUAAUUUACAUCCCGAGGGAGAAUUCGAACGUCGUCCUAAAGACGAAUUCGUACCUGCUGAACGACCGAAACAAAAGAAACCCGAAGACAAUUUGUUCCCAGAAGGAGAAUUCGAACGUCGUCCUAAAGACAAAUUCGUACCUGCUGAACGACCGAAACAGAAGAAACCCGAAGACAACUUGUUCCCAGAAGGAGAAUUCGAACGUCGUCCAAAAGACGAAUUCGUACCAGCUGAACGACCGAAACAGAAGAAACCAAAAGAUAAUUUACAUCCCGAGGGAGAAUUCGAACGUCGUCCAAAGGACGAAUUCGUACCUGCUGAACGACCAAAACCUAAAAAACCUGAAGAUAAUUUACAUACCGAAGGAGACUUCUAUGGAAGUACUUCAUCGAGAAAUGAUUUCACAUUUGAAAAAGUAGAACGUGUUACAACGAUUAGACGGGAGGAUAAUUUAAGAGUGGAAGGUGAAUUCACCAAACGAGUUAAUGAAGAAUUUAUUAGAGGUGAGCGACCAUUACCUAUAAAACACGAAGAUAACUUAUAUCCCGAAGGAGAAUUCGAAAAACGCCCGAAACAGGAAUUUACACCAGCUGAACGACCGAAACAGAAGAAACCAAAGGAUAAUUUGCAUCCUGAAGGUGAGUUCGAAAAACGACCGAAAGACGAAUUCGUACCUGCUGAACGACCGAAACAGAAGAAACCAAAAGAUAAUUUACAUCCCGAGGGAGAAUUCGAAAAGCGUCCGAAGGACGAAUUCGAUAAUUUAAGAGUGGAAGGUGAAUUCACUAAACGAGUUAAUGAAGAAUUUAUUAGAGGUGAGCGACCAUUACCUAUAAAACACGAAGAUAACUUAUAUCCCGAAGGAGAAUUCGAAAAACGCCCGAAACAGGAAUUUACACCAGCUGAACGACCGAAACAGAAGAAACCAAAGGAUAAUUUGCAUCCUGAAGGUGAGUUCGAAAAACGACCGAAAGACGAAUUCGUACCUGCUGAACGGCCGAAACAGAAGAAACCAAAAGAUAAUUUACAUCCCGAGGGAGAAUUCGAACGUCGUCCAAAAGAUGAAUUCGUACCAGCUGAACGACCGAAACAGAAGAAACCGAAAGAUAAUUUACAUCCCGAGGGAGAAUUCGAAAAGCGUCCAAAGGACGAAUUCGUACCAGCUGAACGACCAAAACCGAAGAAACCCGAAGACAACUUGUUCCCAGAAGGAGAAUUCGAACGUCGUCCUAAAGAUGAAUUCGUACCAGCUGAACGACCGAAACAGAAGAAACCAAAAGAUAAUUUACAUCCCGAGGGAGAAUUCGAACGUCGUCCUAAAGACGAAUUCGUACCUGCUGAACGACCAAAACCUAAAAAACCCGAAGACAACUUGUUCCCAGAAGGAGAAUUCGAACGUCGUCCAAAAGAUGAAUUCGUACCUGCUGAACGACCAAAACCGAAGAAACCCGAAGACAAUUUGUUCCCAGAAGGAGAAUUCGAACGUCGUCCUAAAGAUGAAUUCGUACCUGCUGAACGACCGAAACAGAAGAAACCGAAAGAUAAUUUACAUCCCGAGGGAGAAUUCGAAAAGCGUCCAAAGGACGAAUUCGUACCAGCUGAACGACCAAAACCGAAGAAACCCGAAGACAACUUGUUCCCAGAAGGAGAAUUCGAACGUCGUCCUAAAGAUGAAUUCGUACCAGCUGAACGACCAAAACCGAAGAAACCCGAAGACAAUUUGUUCCCAGAAGGAGAAUUCGAACGUCGUCCUAAAGAUGAAUUCGUACCAGCUGAACGACCGAAACAGAAGAAACCGAAAGAUAAUUUACAUCCCGAGGGAGAAUUCGAACGUCGUCCAAAAGAUGAAUUCGUACCAGCUGAACGACCGAAACCGAAGAAACCUGAAGACAAUUUGUUCCCAGAAGGAGAAUUUGAACGUCGUCCAAAAGAUGAAUUCGUACCAGCUGAACGACCGAAACAGAAGAAACCGAAAGAUAAUUUACAUCCCGAGGGAGAAUUCGAAAAGCGUCCAAAGGACGAAUUCGUACCAGCUGAACGACCAAAACCGAAGAAACCCGAAGACAACUUGUUCCCAGAAGGAGAAUUCGAACGUCGUCCAAAAGAUGAAUUCGUACCAGCUGAACGACCGAAACAGAAGAAACCAAAAGAUAAUUUGCAUCCUGAAGACGAAUUCGUACCUGCUGAACGACCAAAACCUAAAAAACCUGAAGACAAUUUGUAUACCGAAGGAGACUUCUAUGGAAGUACUUCAUCGAGAAAUGAUUUCACAUUUGAAAAAGUAGAACGUGUUACAACGAUUAGACGGGAGGAUAAUUUAAGAGUGGAAGGUGAAUUCACCAAACGAGUUAAUGAAGAAUUUAUUAGAGGUGAGCGACCAUUACCUAUAAAACACGAAGAUAACUUAUAUCCCGAAGGAGAAUUCGAAAAACGCCCGAAACAGGAAUUUACACCAGCUGAACGACCGAAACAGAAGAAACCAAAGGAUAAUUUGCAUCCUGAAGGUGAGUUCGAAAAACGACCGAAGGACGAAUUCGUACCUGCUGAACGACCAAAACCUAAAAAACCCGAAGACAACUUGUUCCCAGAAGGAGAAUUCGAACGUCGUCCAAAAGAUGAAUUCGUACCAGCUGAACGACCAAAACCUAAAAAACCCGAUGACAACUUGUUCCCAGAAGGAGAAUUCGAACGUCGUCCUAAAGAUGAAUUCGUACCAGCUGAACGGCCGAAACAGAAGAAACCAAAAGAUAAUUUACAUCCCGAGGGAGAAUUCGAAAAGCGUCCAAAGGACGAAUUUGUACCUGCUGAACGACCAAAACCGAAGAAACCCGAAGACAACUUGUUCCCAGAAGGAGAAUUCGAACGUCGUCCUAAAGAUGAAUUCGUACCAGCUGAACGGCCGAAACAGAAGAAACCAAAAGAUAAUUUACAUCCCGAGGGAGAAUUCGAAAAGCGUCCAAAGGACGAAUUUGUACCUGCUGAACGACCAAAACCGAAGAAACCCGAAGACAACUUGUUCCCAGAAGGAGAAUUCGAACGUCGUCCAAAAGAUGAAUUCGUACCAGCUGAACGACCGAAACAGAAAAAACCGAAAGAUAAUUUACAUCCUGAAGGAGAGUUUGAACGUCGUCCGAAGGACGAAUUCGUACCUGCUGAACGACCGAAACCGAAGAAACCCGAAGACAAUUUGUUCCCAGAAGGAGAAUUCGAACGUCGUCCUAAAGAUGAAUUCGUACCAGCUGAACGGCCGAAACAGAAGAAACCAAAAGAUAAUUUACAUCCGGAGGGAGAAUUCGAACGUCGUCCUAAAGACGAAUUCUUACCUGCUGAACGACCAAAACCUAAAAAACCCGAAGACAACUUGUUCCCAGAAGGAGAAUUCGAACGUCGUCCAAAAGAUGAAUUCAUAAUUUACAUCCCGAGGGAGAAUUCGAAAGUCGUCCUAAAGGACGAAUUCGUACCAGCUGAACGACCGAAACCGAAGAAACCCGAAGACAACUUGUUCCCAGAAGGAGAAUUCGAACGUCGUCCUAAAGAUGAAUUCGUACCAGCUGAACGACCGAAACAGAAGAAACCGAAAGAUAAUUUACAUCCCGAGGGAGAAUUCGAACGACGUCCAAAAGAUGAAUUCGUACCUGCUGAACGACCGAAACAGAAGAAACCAAAAGAUAAUUUACAUCCUGAAGGAGAGUUUGAACGUCGUCCGAAGGACGAAUUCGUACCUGCUGAACGACCAAAACCUAAAAAACCUGAAGAUAAUUUACAUACCGAAGGAGACUUCUAUGGAAGUACUUCAUCGAGAAAUGAUUUCACAUUUGAAAAAGUAGAACGUGUUACAACGAUUAGACGGGAGGAUAAUUUAAGAGUGGAAGGUGAAUUCACCAAACGAGUUAAUGAAGAAUUUAUUAGAGGUGAGCGACCAUUACCUAUAAAACACGAAGAUAACUUAUAUCCCGAAGGAGAAUUCGAAAAACGCCCGAAACAGGAAUUUACACCAGCUGAACGACCGAAACAGAAGAAACCAAAGGAUAAUUUGCAUCCUGAAGGUGAGUUCGAAAAACGACCGAAAGACGAAUUCGUACCUGCUGAACGACCGAAACAGAAGAAACCAAAAGAUAAUUUACAUCCCGAGGGAGAAUUCGAAAAGCGUCCGAAGGACGAAUUCGUACCUGCUGAACGACCAAAACCUAAAAAACCUGAAGACAAUUUGUUCCCAGAAGGAGAAUUCGAACGUCGUCCUAAAGAUGAAUUCGUACCAGCUGAACGACCGAAACAGAAGAAACCAAAAGAUAAUUUGCAUCCUGAAGGUGAGUUCGAAAAACGACCGAAAGACGAAUUCGUACCUGCUGAACGACCAAAACCUAAAAAACCUGAAGACAAUUUGUAUACCGAAGGAGACUUCUAUGGAAGUACUUCAUCGAGAAAUGAUUUCACAUUUGAAAAAGUAGAACGUGUUACAACGAUUAGACGGGAGGAUAAUUUAAGAGUAGAAGGUGAAUUCACCAAACGAGUUAAUGAAGAAUUUAUUAGAGGUGAGCGACCAUUACCUAUAAAACACGAAGAUAACUUAUAUCCCGAAGGAGAAUUCGAAAAACGCCCGAAACAGGAGUUUACACCAGCUGAACGACCGAAACAGAAGAAACCAAAGGAUAAUUUGCAUCCUGAAGGAGAAUUCGAACGUCGUCCUAAAGAUGAAUUCGUACCAGCUGAACGACCGAAACAGAAGAAACCAAAAGAUAAUUUACAUCCCGAGGGAGAUUUCGAACGUCGUCCGAAGGACGAAUUUGUACCUGCUGAACGACCAAAACCGAAGAAACCUGAAGACAACUUGUUCCCAGAAGGAGAAUUCGAACGUCGUCCUAAAGAUGAAUUCGUACCAGCUGAACGGCCGAAACAGAAGAAACCAAAAGAUAAUUUACAUCCCGAGGGAGAAUUCGAACGUCGUCCUAAAGACGAAUUCUUACCUGCUGAACGACCAAAACCUAAAAAACCCGAAGACAACUUGUUCCCAGAAGGAGAAUUCGAACGUCGUCCUAAAGAUGAAUUUGUACCAGCUGAACGACCGAAACAGAAGAAACCAAAAGAUAAUUUGCAUCCUGAAGGUGAGUUCGAAAAACGUUCAAAGGACAAAUUUGUGCCAGGUGAACGACCGAAGCAGAAGAAACCGGAAGACAAUUUACAUACCGAAGGAGACUUCUAUGGAAGUACUUCAUCCAGAAAUGAUUUCACAUUUGAAAAAGUUGAACGAGUUGCAACGAUUAGACGGGAGGAUAAUUUAAGAGUAGAAGGCGAAUUUACAAAACGAGUAAAUGAGGAAUUUAUUAGAGGUGAGCGACCAUUACCUAUUAAGCACGCAGAUAACUUACGUCCUGAAGGAGAAUUCGAAAAACGUCCUAAGGACAAAUUUGUGCCAGGUGAGCGCCCAAAACCUAAAAAACCCGAAGACAAUUUGUUCCCAGAAGGAGAAUUCGAACGUCGUCCUAAAGAUGAAUUUGUACCUGCUGAACGACUGAAACCUAAAAAACCCGAAGACAAUUUACAUACAGAGGGACAUUUCUACGGAAGCUCAUCCAAAAAUGAUUUCACAUUUGAAAAAGUUGAACGAGUUGCAACGAUUAGACGGGAGGAUAAUUUAAGAGUCGAAGGUGAAUUCACCAAACGAGUUAAUGAAGAAUUUAUUAGAGGUGAGCGACCAUUACCCAUUAAACACGAAGAUAACUUAUAUCCCGAAGGAGAAUUCGAAAAACGUCCAAAGGACAAAUUCGUACCAGCUGAACGACCGAAACCUAAAAAACCUGAAGACAAUUUGUUCCCAGAAGGAGAAUUCGAACGUCGUCCUAAAGACGAAUUCGUUCCAGCUGAACGACCAAAACCUAAAAAACCGGAAGACAAUUUACAUACCGAAGGAGACUUCUAUGGAAGCUCUUCAUCCAAAAAGGAUUACUUAUUUGAGAAAACUCAACGGAUUACAAGUAUUAAACGUGAAGAUAAUUUAAGAGUAGAAGGUGAGUUCACCAAACGAGUUAAUGAGGAAUUUAUUAGAGGUGAGCGACCAUUACCUAUAAAACACGAAGAUAAGUUAUAUCCCGAAGGAGAAUUCGAAAAACGUCCUAAGGACAAAUUUGUGCCAGGUGAGCGCCCGAAACCUAAAAAACCUGAAGACAAUUUGUUCCCGGAGGGACAAUUCGAACGUCGUCCAAAAGACGAAUUCGUACCAGGUGAACGUCCAAAGCAAAAGAAACCUAAGGAUAAUUUAUAUUUGGAAGGUGAGUUUUCUUUAACUCGUAAGAAUGACUAUUUAAGUGGAGUAAUGGUAGAUAAUACUGAUAAGAAGUAUUCAUCUGAUGUAUCUGUAGUUAAGAGUGAUGAUAAAUCUCAAAAGCAUUUAAUGAAUUCAUCAAGUGUAUCUUUUGAUACAGAGGGUGUUGUUAAUACAAUUAAAGAAACGAGUAAUUCUCAUAUAUCAGUGUUGUCAAAAUCUGUUUCUGAUGAAAGUAGGAGAAAUAUAAAAACUGUCAAUAGAUUUAAUCAGAUGAAGUCUAAUAUUUUAAUAAGUGAUUCAUCAGAUGUUUAUGACAAAUUCUCAAAAUCUACUACUAGUUCUAAUUUAGAAAAGUCGUCUAGUUUCAAUGAAAAAAAUGUAUCAUUUGGUAACAAAAAAGUGGUCGUUGACAGUAAAAGUAUUGAUAAUGUUGAUAAUAAUUGUUUAACGAAGAGAAGUUCAAGUAAUUCUACUAUUAUAAAAGAAAAAAUUGGUUCAGUUACGGAAACGAAUAAAAAAUCUGUUAUAAAUAAAACUGAAUUUAUAAAUAAAAAGGAUGAAAAAUCAUUAAAUAAAAUUACGGAUGUUUCCAAGGAGAGUUUAAGUAAACCUAGUAGCCGUAUGAUUACGCGAGAAAGAAAAGUAUUGGUUGGUGGAAAAUUGGUAUCUAAAAUAGAAAAAAUAAUGGUUACCGAUACUAAUGUUACAACUAGUAAAAAUUUUGAAACAGUAGAACGCCGCGAAUUGUUUUCUAAAUGUGAAAAUGAAAUAAAUAAAGAAAAGAAAAUUUUAUCAUCUCGAAAAUUUGAGGAUGAAACCAACAAAUCAAUAAGGAAAUCAAUAAAUUCUUGUAGCGGUGAUUUUAUGGAUGCCAUGACCUCCACUAAAUCUGAUAUUAGAUCAGAAGAAAAAACAGGUUAUCACAGAAGAAGUGUCAUAUCUAGUUCUUCUGCUGAUUUACAUAACAUGGUUUUACACAGAAAGGAUGUAACGUCAGCUCCGGAAGCACUUCACACGAUAUCUUCAGCUGCUUCUGCUCAAAGGAAAAGUAUUAAUAAUUUAAGUGAAAUUGGGCAAUAUAUUAGCAAUUCUUCUCAGAGUCACGAAAGAAAAAGUUUAAGUUCUUUACACAGACAAAGUAAUUCUCCCGUACGCCGGGAAACGAUAAAAAAAGAUUUAUCAUCGUCUCCCAUGAAGGAUGUUUCUCAUUGGUCGAAUACAAUGCAGCAAUUUAACACAUCUGAUACGAGUACUACUAGUUCAAGGAUAAUUGGUAAUAAAGAUAGUUCUUUCACGAGUUCCAGCAGUCAAAGAAUGUCUCGAACAAGCGAAUAUAACGUAUCGACUUCUAAGAGCACCAGUACUUCUGUUAGUGUUACAAGAAAAGUUUACAGGAAUAAUGCAUCAAACAUAUCAUUUGGAGAUUCAUCAUCCAUAACAAGUACUUCUAUGUACAGAAACGAAUUUACUCCGCGUCACGUGGGUCCGUGUCCAGCAUCUUUUAUAGAAACUGAGAGCACACCUUUUAAGCAUACGAGAGACACCAAAAAGCACAAAUAUUAUCUUCCAGUGGUUGAUACAAAGUGA